Molecule: messenger RNA, 1772 nt
Organism: Xyrauchen texanus (razorback sucker)
Lineage: Eukaryota; Metazoa; Chordata; Actinopteri; Cypriniformes; Catostomidae
Gene: gpa33b
Product: glycoprotein A33 (transmembrane), paralog b
Exons: 7
Coding region: 101-1762 (553 amino acids)
Cellular component (GO): plasma membrane
Source: RefSeq, a predicted model, not a curated record
UUUUAGUGAGCACACGGAGAGCCAAAAGAAAAGGAUAUUUUAAGAAUAAAAAUCAGCCUGAAGACCACCCUCUAUUGCUGUACAAUUGGACAACGAUAAAAUGACAAACUGGAAGCUGAUUUUUUGCAGCCUACAUUUAAUGUCAGUGAUGUCUACUACUUUUGGAUUGGAUGUGACAAUGAGUCAGGCUUCCAUUGAGGUUGACAGGGGUGAAGAUGUCACCUUUACAUGUAAUUUUAAACCCAAAAAACAAGUGAAUGACCUGAUCAUCAUCACAUGGAGUAGUGAUAAGACUGAGGAAUCUGGAUCGGACGUUUUUUUUGGGACCUACUACUCCAAUACUUUACUUAUUGACAUUGGACAAGACUAUGUAGGAAGAGCCAUCAUAGAAGCUGACCUUGAGGCUCGAAAGUCAACACUGUUACUAAAACGAGUCACUCUUAAAGAAAGCAGACCAAUCAAAUGUUCUGUUCAGAUUCCUGGAGAUAUUGACGGCCAACCAUCUGGCACAACUUAUCUAUUGGUUCAGGUUCCACCAUCACAACCCAUUUGUAAGGUAGUUGGCACAGCAGAAUAUGGAUACAAUAUUAGCCUAUCCUGUCUCUCUGAAGAGGGCUCUCCGUCACCUACGUACAAAUGGGAGGCGUAUGACGUAAAAAAUUCACCUCGACCGUAUCCUCCCAAAACCACUGAAAAGAAUGGAGUUCUGUCUCUGUUCAAUGUAUCCAUGGACACAUCAGGUUUCUAUGUCUGCCUGUCGAGCAAUAAGGUUGGAUCAGCCAGAUGUAACCUCACCUUGUCUGUAAUGCCUUCCUCUAUGAAUCUUGCUGCCACAGUUGGCAUCAUCGGUGGUUGUAUUGCUGGAAUUGUGUUACUUGUAAUAAUCAUCUGUUGCUGCUGCAAACGUAAACAGAAACCAGAGGAGUAUGAAGUGGGAGCUCCAGUGGUGCAAUACCAUGACAAUCCACAACUAGAAAAAGUUGAGGACAAGUUUACAGACCAAAGGAAGUUGAACAUUGAAGAAAGUACUAAUCAACAGGACCAGCAUGUGGAGAUAACCGAAACAAACAUGGACAAGAAUGCUAACUUGCAUAUAGGCCUCAAUGUUCUUCCAGACAGAAGUCCUGGUCGAGAAGACCACCACAAGAGAUAUGAUGACAGCGGAAAUAGCUACACUACAGAUCGCUAUGAAGACAGACAGGAUCGCUAUGAUGACCGCAGAGGUAGCCGUGAUGACCUCAGAGAUCAGUACGAUGAUCGCAAAGGAAGCCGUGAUGAACUGAGAGAUAUGUACAAUGAUCGCAAAGGUAGCCGCGAUGACCUCAGAGAUCGGUACGAUGAUCGCAAAGGAAGCCGUGAUGACCUCAGAGAUCGGUACGAUGAUCGCAAAGGAAGUCGUGAUGACCUCAGAGAUCGGUACGAUGAUCGCAAAGGAAGUCGUGAUGACCUCAGAGAUCGGUACGAUGAUCGCAAAGGAAGUCGUGAUGACCUCAGAGAUCGGUACGAUGAUCGCAAAGGAAGUCGUGAUGACCUCAGAGAUCGGUACGAUGAUCGCAAAGGAAGCCGUGAUGACCUCAGAGAUCGGUACGAUGAUCGCAAAGGAAGCCGUGAUGACCUCAGAGAUCGGUACUAUGAUCGCAAAGGAAGCCGUGAUGACCUCAGAGAUCGGUACGAUGAUCGCAAAGGAAGCCGUGAUGACCUCAGAGAUCGGUACGAUGAUCGCAAAGGAAGCCGUGAUGAUCUGAGAGAUCUGUAUAGGUAGAAUCAUCAAG